Molecule: messenger RNA, 1285 nt
Organism: Chara braunii
Lineage: Eukaryota; Viridiplantae; Streptophyta; Charophyceae; Charales; Characeae
Source: the annotation of a GenBank genome assembly
CAGGAUCCCACUUGUUCUGACUGGGCAAUCUGGAAAAGAGUAUGUGGGGGGAAAAAAAAGAAACAGCCGGGAGACAUCCAACAAGAUCGUGGAUCCAUAGGCUGCUGCAGGUCCCGUCUUCACCUGCGGAUACAACUCAUGGUCAUUAUUGCUCUUAUCUGUUCUCAAAGUUGCCCCAAAUACAGCGAUAAUGACCGUACUUUGUAUUCGGGUGAAGACGGUAGGUAUGAGGAGAAUAUUGGCUGGCGAGGUACCGAGUAUUCAGCAUCAAGCAAAGUGAAGGCUGGUAGUGCGUGACCUGGUAGACAUCGUGUGGUGGGAAUGGACUUGUUAAGUUCGAGAGUAUACACAGCAUCAACGAGGCGAAGGCUGGUAGGCAUUAUCGGGCAGGACUCAGCUUGAAGUUGACACGUGGCAUGUCUUGGUAGACAUUAUCCGCCGAGAAUAAGUGUGAGCUUGACACGUGGCAAAGUGUAGGUAGACAUCGCCUACCUGGAAUCAGCAAAAGAGAGAGAGAGAGAGAUCAACACAGAGUUCUCUGCGUCUUGCAGCUGUCUGAGCUUAUGGAGGAGGCAUUGUCCAGGAGGGACCGGUUGCGUGCACUGAGGGAAGUAGCAAUAGGUGGGCCUGCAGCAGAGGAACAGGUGCCAGUGGCUGGGUUCUCCCUUGAGGAUCAAAGAGGGGAUGAUGCUGACAAUAAGAGGGGGGGCAGUGCUGAGAAGGAGGGCGAAGAAGAGAAGGGGGGUAGUAAGGGGAGGAGCAGGGAAGGGCAUACAUCCCAAGCAGCUGAAGAUGGAGGCAACGCUGGAGAGGAGGAGGAGGAGGAGGAGGAGGAUGGUAGAGGUGGAAAAGGCGAUGGUGAUGCUGGGCGUGAGGUGCGGUUUCGAAAUUACUUGCCCAGAGACAAAAAGCUGUUGGAGAGACGGAUAGUCGGACCCGAAAUUCCAAAGUUCAUUGAACCUGUUAUGAAAGGCCCCUCCGGCUCCGAAGAGCUAGGAGAAGUAGACGUCGAUCCAAUUGUGAGCAUUGCACCGAGGAAGCCAAACUGGGACCUUCGCCGGGAUGUCGCCAAGCAACUUGCAAAGCUGGAGAGGCGAACGCAAAGGGCGAUGAUCGAGCUCAUGCAUGAGGAGGAGCAAAGGCGGCAGCGGGAAGAAGCAGGAAAGAAAGAUCAAGAAGACGGCGACUAGUGAAGAAAAGAGGAAAAGAAAAAGCAGAUUUUGAUGAUGAGCUUUCAAACACGACGGAUUGGAGUGAUUCUUCCACGAGAGUAGUAGCUUAGCGU